UCAGUGGUUGAUGUUUUUCUGAAGAAUCGUUAAGGCGGGAAAAGCCUCUGCGCAGCCGUGAUGUGUUUCUGCGUACAGAGCUGAGAGAGCGAGGAAACACCGAGACCGUGAAGUCUGUUCACACACACCACUGCCAACCUCAAACCCUCUCCUGACAGAAGAAAAACAACCCUCUAUCCUGGUGCAUCAAACGCAGAGACAUCAUUUUAGAAGCUACCAUCUGCUGGAUGCCAUAAUCAAUACAGAAACAUCAUGCUACUACAUUUUAAUCCUCAGUCCUUACGUUCCUGUCUGUCUACUCUUCUCCUCUUUGUCCUAAGUCUUACCAACCCCACCCAGGCCACCUCUGAUGCAUCCCACAGCAGCCCUGGGAACUGUUCUGGGGAGGACAGCUGCUCUGAAGGUGUGGUUCUCCCAGUGUGGAAUCCCCAGAACCCUUCAGUGGGCGACAAGGUGGCGCGUGCCAUUGUCUAUUUCGUUGCUCUUAUUUACAUGUUCCUGGGAAUGUCUAUCAUCGCGGACCGCUUCAUGUCCUCGAUUGAGGUUAUCACCUCACAGGAGAAAGAGAUCACUAUCAAGAAGCCCAACGGAGAAACCACCACGGCUACCGUUCGCAUCUGGAACGAGACCGUCUCUAACCUGACCCUCAUGGCUUUGGGUUCUUCAGCUCCGGAGAUUCUUCUUUCUGUAAUAGAAGUGUGUGGGCACAAGUUUGAGGCAGGUAACCUCGGUCCCAGCACCAUUGUGGGCAGUGCCGCCUUCAACAUGUUUAUCAUCAUUGCUAUUUGUGUCUAUGUAGUGCCCGAUGGAGAGGUGAGAAAAAUAAAACACUUGAGGGUGUUCUUUGUGACUGCAGCAUGGAGUAUGUUUGCAUAUAUCUGGCUUUACCUGAUCUUGUCAGUGUUCUCCCCUGGUGUGGUAGAGGUCUGGGAGGCGGUGUUGACCUUCCUGUUCUUUCCCAUCUGCGUGGUCCAGGCCUGGGUUGCAGACCGCCGUUUGCUUUUUUACAAGUACGUUCACAAGCGCUACCGUGCUGACAAAAACCGUGGCAUCAUCAUUGAGACAGAGGGCGAUGGCAUGUUCACCAAGAUGGACAUGGAGAUGGAUGGGCAAGGCACCAAUUCCCAUCACAAGGAGGUUCUGGAUGGAAUGCUCGCAGGUGUAGAGGAGGGAGGAGGUGGAGGAGCUGGGGGAGGUGGAGAAGAAGAAGAAGCGAGAAGAGAAAUGGCUCGUACACUGAAGGAGCUGAAGCAGAGGCACCCUGAGAAGGACAUGGAACAGCUGAUUGAGAUGGCCAACUACCAGGUUCUGGUUCAGCAGCAGAAGAGCAGGGCUUUCUACCGCAUCCAGGCCACACGGAUGAUGAUCGGGGCAGGAAACAUACUAAAGAAGCAUGCUGCAGAUCAGGCCAGGAAAGUAAUAAGCUGCCAUGAGUCCAACGCACAAGAAGAAGAUCCUCACACCAUCUACCUAGAGUUUGAGCCUUCACAUUACCAGUGCUUCGAGAACUGUGGCUCCCUCAAACUGUCAGUGGCCAGACAUGGUGGAGACAGUGGCUGCACAGUCAAGGUGGACUAUCGGACUGAGGAUGGUACAGCUAACGCCGGCUCUGAUUACGAGUUUGCCGAGGGCACACUGGUCUUCAAACCAGGCGAAACUGUAAAAGAGCUGACGGUGGGCGUAAUUGAUGACGACAUAUUUGAGGAAGACGAGCACUUCUACGUCCAUCUCAGCAACCCACGAGUCAUCCACCGAGCUGAGGUCUUCAUCCUCGACCCCAAUGCCCCGGGCAAUAGCCUUUUAGGCUCUGUUCCCGUCCAGCCUAAAGCCGCGCUGGGCAACGCUCAUACUGCCACAGUGACCAUCUACGAUGACGACCAUGCUGGGAUCUUCACCUUCGAGAGCGCUUCGAUGCGUGUCAGUGAGAGCGUGGGGAUCAUGCAGGUGAAGGUGCACAGGACGUCUGGAGCUCGGGGAAAAGUGGCCAUACCAUACCACACCACAGAGGGCACUGCCAAGGCUGGAGAGGACUAUGAAGAGGUGGCUGGCAAACUGGAGUUCCUUAAUGAUGAGACCCUGAAAAUGCUUGAGGUGAAGAUUAUUGAUGACGAGGAGUAUGAAAAAAACAAGACUUUCACCAUCCAGAUUGGGGAGCCUGUGCUGCUGGAGAUUGGACAGAAGCAUGGAGAUUCCAAUGAUAACAAGCCAGCAGUUGUGGUUGAAGAGGAAGAGGUAGCUAAGAUGGGUUGCCCGAGUUUGGGAGAGCACACCAAGCUGGAGGUUGUGAUCGAGGAAUCUUAUGAAUUCAAGAACACAGUGGAUAAGCUGAUAAAGAAGACGAACCUUGCACUGGUGGUGGGUAGCAGUAGCUGGAGAGAACAGUUUGUCAGUGCUGUCACAGUCAGUGCGGGUGAUGACGAUGAGGAGGAGAGCGGUGAAGAACGCUUGCCUUCCUGUUUUGAUUACAUCAUGCACUUCCUGACGGUCUUCUGGAAGGUCCUGUUCGCCUUUGUUCCACCCACAGAGUACUGGAACGGCUGGGCUUGCUUCUUUGUGUCCAUCUUGCUCAUCGGCAUGCUGACUGCCGUCACUGGAGACCUCGCCUCCCACUUCGGUUGCACCAUCGGUUUGAAGGACUCGGUCACUGCGGUUGUGUUUGUCGCCCUCGGGACCUCAGUGCCUGACACCUUCGCCAGCAAAGUGGCUGCCAUCCAGGACCAGUACGCUGAUGCCUCCAUUGGAAAUGUAACGGGCAGCAACGCGGUAAACGUGUUCCUGGGCAUCGGAGUGGCAUGGACCAUCGCCGCCAUCUACUGGCAUAGCAAGGGCCAGCAGUUUCACGUGCCACCUGGCUCGCUAGCCUUUAACGUCACGCUAUUCACCAUUCUAGCGCUGGUGUGUUUUGUCACACUGCUCUACCGCCGACGGGCUUCAGUCUCUGGAGCAGAACUUGGAGGGCCGCGGCCCAUCAAGCUGCUCACCGUUCUGUUCUUGCUUUCUCUUUGGCUUAUCUACAUUCUGCUGUCCUCAUUGGAGGCCUACUGCCAUGUGCCUGGCUUCUAAAAGUUCAAAAGCAAA
Molecule: messenger RNA, 3078 nt
Organism: Trichomycterus rosablanca
Lineage: Eukaryota; Metazoa; Chordata; Actinopteri; Siluriformes; Trichomycteridae
Gene: slc8a4a
Product: solute carrier family 8 member 4a
Exons: 9
Coding region: 253-3063 (936 amino acids)
Biological process (GO): sodium ion transmembrane transport; cell communication; calcium ion import across plasma membrane
Cellular component (GO): sarcolemma; axon; postsynapse
Molecular function (GO): calcium:sodium antiporter activity
Source: RefSeq, a predicted model, not a curated record